Haemonchus placei is the source of this 1362-nucleotide messenger RNA. The record is from the annotation of a GenBank genome assembly. NCBI's taxonomy places the organism in Eukaryota, Metazoa, Nematoda, Chromadorea, Rhabditida, Trichostrongylidae.
AUGAGCACACCCGAAAGCAGCAUCCUUCUUAAAGAAGAACCCCAGAGAGCUGCAGGAGACUAUGAUGAUACCAAAUCAGGAAACUCCUCCGGUUCUACAGAAGAACCCCAGACGAUUUCAGGAGAUGCCGAGAAACCAUAUCCAGAAGACCCCACCGGUCCCACAAAAGAACCCCAAACAGCUUCAGGAGAAUCCGAAAAACCGAAUCCAGAAGGCUCCACCGGUUCUACAGAAGAACCCCAGACGAUUCCAGGAGAUUCCGAGAAACCAAAUACAAAAGACUCCAACGACUCUACGGAAGAACCCCAGACAGCUUCAGAUGGAUCAAUACAGUCCUUCACUGACAUGCCGAUGGUCGAUGCAAAUAUGACAGCUUCUGAUUCGAACAAGUACGAUGUUAAAGUAGACGUAAAGGAUUUGGUAACAAAGUCUGAGAUACGGAACAAAAAACGACACCAUUCGAAACCUCGUAUUCGCCUUCAGGUAUACCACCAGGAAUGGCCUGACCAUGGGCAAGAAAAGGAAAUCACGGUAGUAAAAUUCGAUACCGGCGUUCAAAAGAUUGAGGGUGAAGAAACCCCUGGAGGAGCAUCAUCACAGAGAAUUCUCAAAAUCGAACGAAGGCCUUCUGCAGAAUUAGCCUAUUAUCGACGAUAAAGAAUUCGAUUGCAGACAGAUGGAUGGGUCGAGUUGUUGAAGAGUGAAGAGCCGGAACAGAAAUCGGAUUCUCAUGGCCUCACUGAAAAACCAUUCAUCAGAAGAUAUGUUAUGAAAAGACCCCAUACUCAGAAACGCUUCGCCGUCCCACCACAACACCUCCGUGAAGUUCGUGCCGAUCAUGAGAUGCCCGAAUCACUUGGACAGCCCGUUUCACUUUGGCACCAUAGGCCGUUUUGGCGUCUUGGUAGGCAAGCUGCAUCUCCUGAGCCACCAGGACCGAAUGAACCAAGUGGGCCGGUUUCGCCGCCUGAGCCACCUGUACCACCCGUGCCGCCUGAACCAAGUGGGCCGGAUCAGUCGCCUGAGCCACCCGAAUCGCCUGGGCCAUUCGAGCCAUCUGAGUCACCUGGGCCGGUUGAAUCUUCUAGGCCACCUGGUCCAGACGAGGUGUCUACACCAACCCUCUCUACAGAAAUCGAAGAAAUAACAACAACCUCCUCUCCAUUGCUCACAACAACGACUACGACCACUACGGUCGAGACGACUACGAUGGAAACGAAAGAAACCACUACAACUUCAUCAACUGAAGCUGAUACUACUACUACUGAGGAAGAGGAGAAGAAACCGCGAAAAUCAACGACACUCGCACCUGUGGCGUCAGUUUUUGAGAGUUUUUUUUUCUCUCAAAAACAAUUUGACUGA